AUGGAAAACCCACUCAGUUGCUGUUUCUGGUUCAUGAAGGGUGCUCGAGUUUGGAACUUCAAGCUGCAGUAUAGGGUAGGUACAUUGCUAAUCGGACGGGCAGAUCAUGAUGAUAACAAGAAGACUUAUGGUGAUGCCUCUAGUGAGAUGAAGACUGGACUAGCAGAUUACGACAUGAGGAUGUGCAUCGCAAUGGCUUCAUUGAUUAGCACCAAAAGCCACAUAUCAGUUGCGGUUAAUAACGCGGACUCGUACCAAGGUUUAAGGGGCCGUGUGAGUGUUUUGAAGAAUACUCCGGAUGCAUGGUUGAUGCCGUACUUAGAGCUAGCCGGAUUUGGGUCCGUAGCACAGAUCCGGUACAUCGUCUUGCGCUUUGAUUUAUUAUCUGCGCUAGAUGAGCGGUGGCGCCCGGAGACCCACACUUUUCAUUUUUCGUGCGGGGAGUGCACGGUGACCUUGGAGGAUGUAGCGUUGCAGCUUGGGCUCCCAAUUGACGAGAGUCCCGUAACGGGAUUAUCUGCAUUUACCGAUCCGGAUGCACUUUGCUAUCAGCUUCUAGGAGACUCACCAGGGGACGGUGAGUCAUAUUUUUCAGGCUUACAAUUUACAUGGCUGAAAGCCAAGUAUGGACAAUUAUCAGCGACAGCCACUGAAGGCGAGUUGAUGUGCGCUGCUCGAGCGUACAUCAUGCAUAUCAUAGGGGGAGAAAUCAUGCCUGAUGCAAGCAACGACAAUGUGCAUUUGAUGUACUUGCCCCUGUUAGCUGACUUGUCCAGUGUUAGCUCCUAUAGCUGGGGCUCAGCCGUGCUAGCAGUCUUGUAUCGAGAGCUUUGUCGGGCGACAGAUCUGAAAGUUCGCGACAUUGGCGGAUACCUCUCACUGCUGCAGUCCUGGGCGCUGUAUCGGAUGCCAUUUUUGGCAUCGGUUAGACACCAACCAUAUGUUUAUCCACUGCUGAACAGGUGGAGUGCUCGUCCGAGUAUCGGGAAGUCAUACAAUGUCCCGCUAUACCGCCUCAUGAUUGAACAGUAUGCCCGGGAUGGGUUUAUAUGGACGCCAUACCGAACGCCAGAAAUUACCGCCGUGGUACCCUCGUCUGCGUACGUGCAUUCGUACAUAUGGUGCACUAACGCACCAAUUAUAAAUUUCAACAUGGUUGAGUGGUAUCACGGGGAUCGAGUGCUACGACAGUUUGGCUUCAUCCAACCUAUCCCGGAUCCGCCGUGUGAGGUGGGAGAAGUUCACGACAAGAAUAAGAGAGGAAAAUCGAUGAUAGAUUGGGGAAUUAAGUAUCGAAAAUUUGUGGCGCUGUGGAACGAUCGAUUUCGUCGAAGACCUCAGAUGGUUAUGGCUACCGACUCGCAACCAUCAGUAGAGUAUAUGCAAUGGUACUAUAGUUGCGGGAAGCCAUAUUUAUACGGAGGCCAGUCGAUUGUAAUCCCCCCGCACAUGCAGCGACAUGGGGGAUCGGCCACAGCGGCCCAGCAUGAUCUGGAUCCCAUGGCAUAUUAUUCUCCGGAACCACCGGAGCCCGAGCAGGAGCCCCAGCCAGAUCCGAAACAAUCUGGAUUUGUCGGUUCCGAAACAAUCUGGAUUUGUCGGUUCAGAUAG
Gossypium raimondii (Peruvian cotton) is the source of this 1611-nucleotide messenger RNA. RefSeq names its product serine/threonine-protein phosphatase 7 long form homolog. The record is from RefSeq and is a predicted model, not a curated record. Bases 1 to 1611 code for a protein of 536 amino acids. The transcript is spliced from 7 exons. Gene Ontology annotation, biological process: meristem maintenance; meristem development. NCBI's taxonomy places the organism in Eukaryota, Viridiplantae, Streptophyta, Magnoliopsida, Malvales, Malvaceae.